UUUUUUUUUUUUUUGAGGGAAAUUAAAAAUUUAUAUAAUAAAGAUGGAAAAUAUCAAGUUUAGUAAGAAGAAAGUAUUUUCAAUUGUAAUUGCAUUGUUGUUGUGUUACAUAGCUUCGGCAUGUAAUAAUAGGACGUCAGCUACGAAACAACCAAAACAAGUGCAAGUGCCUUGUUUCUUCAUAUUUGGUGAUUCUUUAGUUGAUAAUGGUAAUAACAAUGGUAUUCUUACAUUGGCUAGAGCUAAUUAUCAGCCCUAUGGUGUUGAUUUUGCACAAGGAGCCACAGGUCGUUUUUGUAAUGGUCGAACUGUUGUCGAUGUGUUGGCUCAACUUCUAGGAUUUACAGGCUACAUUCCACCAUUUUCAAGUGCAACAGGUGAUUCUCUUAUCAAGGGAGUGAAUUUUGCAUCGGGAGCUUCUGGUAUUAGAGAUGAGACUGGCAAUAACUUGGGUGCUCAUAUUCCAAUGAAUCAACAAGUGAACAACUUUGGGAGAGUUGUACAACAAUUAAGGAGAUUUUUUAGGGGAGAUGCAAAUUCCCUUCAAAAUUAUCUAAACAAGUGCAUCAUUUAUUCCGGAUUAGGAAGCAAUGACUACCUCAACAAUUACUUCAUGCCUAAUUACUACUCUACUUCUAAUCAAUUUACCCCUGAAGCUUAUGCUACUGCCCUUCUUCAAGAAUACUCGCGCCAACUCACGGAUUUGUAUCGACUUGGAGCAAGGAAGGUGAUCUUACCAGGAAUCGGGCCAAUUGGAUGCAUUCCUUAUGAGCUAGCAAGGUUCAAUGGGACAGCACAAAGCCGUUGUAACGAGGACAAGAACAAUAUUAUCAAUCUAUUUAAUUCAGGACUAAAACAAUUGGUUGAUAUUGUAAACAAUGGUCAAUUUCCAGGGGCUAAAUUCGUGUACUUAGACUCUUUUAAAGGCAGCAAAGAAUUGACCGCUAACAAAAAAUCUUAUGGACUCGAGGUAACAGAAGAGGGGUGUUGUGGAGUAGGGAAAAACAAUGGGCAAAUUACUUGCCUUCCUUUGCAAACUCCUUGUGAAAAUCGCUCCAAGUAUCUAUUUUGGGAUGCAUUUCACCCAACGGAGGUAGCCAAUGUGAUAUAUGCCAAGAUGGCAUACAACUCCAAGGCCAAUACAUAUGCACACCCUAUCAACGUUCGCCAAUUGGCAACACUCUAAUUAAUAAUUGUAUUGUUUUUAUUUUUAUUUUCAAGCAUCCAAUUGUAUUAAAUUCUGUGAGUUGUAUUAUUUUUAAUAUCGUUAACUCUAUUAAAACCAUAUAUAAUGGAUUUGAGUUGAAGCAAUGUGUGUUUGGUUAGGACCAAAUUGUUCAAGUGUAGUGUGUGGAAUGACCAUAUAUCACUAUUUUUUGUUUUUGGAUUGAGUUUGGAUGGAUGUUUAAACUUAUAUACUUCAUCUAAUUAACUUUUUCGUUGGUUUUUUUUUUUUACUUGACUUGUUUUUUUUUUAUCACAAUUGUCAAUGAUUUAUAAAAUUAGUUGGAUUUGCAAAUUGGGCAAAGGGAUGGGACAGCUACGGCGGUAUCCAACAAAGACUAAAACUGUGUUUGAAUAGAGAAAAAUGGAGGAAAGGGAAGAAAAUAGAAAGGAAAACUAAGGAUGUAUCAUCCUUUGCUUGGAUACCUAAUGUCAUGGCCGUCUAAGAGGAUGUGCAAAGAGACCCUCUAAACAAGGCCUCACUAUGUAAUUUAAAGGGCCCCUAAUAAUUCCUUUUUCCCCUUACCUGAGCAACUAAUAUAUCUAUCAUUGCAUAAACUAUGAUAUUUUAAUUACU
Messenger RNA from Chenopodium quinoa (quinoa), 1801 nucleotides. RefSeq names its product GDSL esterase/lipase At1g33811-like. The record is from RefSeq and is a predicted model, not a curated record. Bases 44 to 1186 code for a protein of 380 amino acids. The transcript has 5 exons. Gene Ontology annotation, molecular function: hydrolase activity, acting on ester bonds. Lineage: Eukaryota; Viridiplantae; Streptophyta; Magnoliopsida; Caryophyllales; Amaranthaceae.